AUGUUUGACUGUGAAGCGAGUACUGGCAGAAUUAUUCCUUUCUUCACCUUGAACCAGUACUAUAAAAGAGGUUUCAACAAUCAAACCAAUGCUGAGAAGAGUAAGUUACCUGGCUGGUCUUAGCUCUAGCCGUAUAACUAGUUUCAGUCUUAGCUCUAGCUCUAGCUCUAGCUUUAGCUCUAGCUCUAGCUCUAGCUCUAGCUCUAGCUCUAGCUCUAGCUCUAGCUCUAGCUCUAGCUCUAGCUCUAGCUUUAGCUCUAGCUUUAGCUCUAGCUCUAGAUCUAGGUCUACUCUUGCUUCGGCCUUGUUUUAGCUCUAGACCUGGACAUAACCCUAGCCCUAGCUCUACCCAACUUGUUUUACUUCACCUAUUGUUACGAUUUCGAUUACAAAGUAAAAUUCCAACACUCGCAGUAAUUUUUUGGGUCGUUUUACAUCGAGGUAAAUGUUUUAUAAAGCCAUAAAACUACGCAAAAAAUGUUAUGUCAUAAUAUUGUGUAAGGAUCCGGCAAUUACGCAAAGUUUUUAGUUUUUUAAACGUUUUAGGAAGAUGAGUUAAUAUGCUUUAAAAUUAAUUGCCCUUGCCGCUUCAGUCCUAGUCUCAGCUCUAGCCUUUGCUCUAGUUUCAGCGGUAGCCUUAGCCCUAGCUUCAACCCUAGCCUCGGUUCUAGACUCACAUCUACGUCUACUCCUAGUUUUACCCUCUUUAUAUUGUAGUUCUACUCCAUCUCUACAUUUUCCCUAGUCUAAUCCCUAUCAAGCCACUUUUUGCAUACCUUUGCCUUUCACUAUUCUUAGGUUAGCUUUACUCUGGUCUUACACCUACAUUAGAGAAAAACAGCAAUUUUAUCUAAAUUUCAGCUAAAAGGUCGCUUGAAUGUGGAAACAAAAUUUUUGCUGAAUUUAUGCCUAACUAUAACUUUUCAAAUCCUACAAUUUGGAAUGACGAGAACUAUUGCAAGUAUGUUUUACAUAUAAUGGUUUUUUAUUUGUUUAGUAAAUAUUUUGCUCUCCCCUCCCAUCUUUCUCUUCCCUCUUCUCCACCCUUCUCCCACUUCCUUACGUUUUUUCGCCCCCUUCACCCCUUCCCCCCCUACCUUCUCAAUCUAUUUUACAACCUUGCUAAUCGUUGUUCUAGAGACAUUGCUAAGCUAGACAAAGCAACAUGUGAAAUUAGUCAGAAGUGUGAAGCCGCCGAACUUGCUUUGGACACUUUAUACUACAACAAUCUGGUCACUAUUCAGGUGUACUAUGGUACUGCUGGUGCUCAAAUUUUGUAUGUUUUUUUAUAGUUUUUAAUAUGUAUUAACUAAAUUACAGCUCCUGUGUAACGAAUGGUUUGAAAGUUUAGGACUAGCGCUAAGGCUAGGCUAAAUAAAACUAUAAAGAAGUCCCACUAUAUGCUCUUAGUUUCAGUAGCAUAUUUUACAAAAUUUUCCACUUUUAGGUGCAUAAACAACAGAAUGAAGACUCAGCUCUACCCUCGUUUGUUCGGUCGAACUUUUGAUGUUGAAAACAGCCAUGUUGUUGCCGUUCCUUGUAUGGUCUAAAGAUGAUCAAAUUCAAUUUUACCGUGAUGUUAUUUACUAAUAUUAUUAAAAAGUAAUAUCGUCAUUUGGCGUAUUUUACAAGUAAAGUACUAUAUAAUUUUAAAAAAUUUUUUAUCAAAGUAAGUAUAUAUUAGAGAAUAGUGAUGUCUUGGCUUAAGCGUGGUACAAAGUAACUUGAUUUAUUUUGCUUUGCCGUGUUCUCUGUUAUGUUUGAUUAUGUCUGUACAGAGCCUCAGGCGUUUGGUUUUUAUUAUUUUGUUGUUGAGAUAUGUGUAAACCUUUUAAAUAGUUAUCAACUUUUCAAAUUUCUCAAUGUACAGCGGUUUUUGAAAUUUUUUUUUUGUUUUUAGCCUUAUCUCUGAUCCUAGACUUCGCUCUAAACACACCUCUAGCCCCAUCCUUAGCCUCAAUUCUAGCCUCAGCUCUACCAUCAGUCUUAACCUGAGCCCUAGCCUCAGCCCUAGCUUUAGUCCUAUCCUCAGGCUUAACAUUAGCCUUAGCGUAAGCCUCAACCACAACCCUAGUCUUAGCCCCAGCUCCAGUUCUCAGCUUCAGCUUAAAGCUCAACCCUAGUCUUAGCCUUGCCUUCCUCUCCUUAGCUGAUCUUGCCUUGUUUAGUCUUACCUUAUCCUUAAAAUAUCAACGUCUCGAACUCAAAAUUAGUUCCUUGUAUUCAACUUUACCCUACCCUAAACUUUUUGUCGAUUUUAAAAGUUAAAGAGCAAAACAUUUGUUAUCACGCAAUGGCGCCACUUAUUACAACUCCGCCCAUCUGUCGGUUGAAAAAAGUUUUUCGGAAAAAACAAAGAACGGAACGUUUUGCAAUGUUUCAUGCGCCACCGUUCCAAACUCACGUCAAUUAAAAUGAUUAAAGGUUUUUAGGGGGUUAUGAUUGAAAUUAAUUUAAAAUAGGUUGUAAAGAAAGUUUUUGCCAUUUUUUGUUUUGUAAAGAAAGUUCUUGCCAUUUUCUACUUUGUAAAGAAAGUUCUUGCCAUUUUUUGUUUUGUAAAGAAAGUUCUUGCCACUUUCUACUUUGUAAAGAAAGUUCUUACCAUUUUGUGUUUUGUAAAGAAAGUUUUUGCAAUUUUUUCCACAUCCAAGUAAGUAAAAUGAAGAUACGAAUGUUUACCAUAGACUUAUAAGCCGUUUGUUUACACUUUUACAUCUGAAUCCGAAGAUAAUCGGGCUCCUAAUUGCCGCGUCAAAUAUUACUUCCUACUAAAAUAUUGUGAAAGGUUUAUUAUUAGUACUCCCUGAAGACGAAUUGACCAGUUAUUCUUAAUUUUAUGUGAAGCAGGGGUGUUGUUAUAGUAUAUUAGUAGAGCAGGGCUAACAUUUGUAAGAUAGGGCUCUAGGCUAGGGCUUUAGGCUAGAGCUAAGGCUAAGACUAGGGCAAAGGCUAGGGCUUUUUUUAAAUUGUUGACCUUUUGGCUUUGACUUUUUUCUAAAAUUGCAACUUUGAAAAGGCAUGUGAAAGCCACAAUUAGUUCUUUUUUUCUCUAAUUACGGGAAGGGAACGAAAAACAAAGUAAAUGUUUUACAAAUUGACUCAAAAAUAGUCUUAAUUUUCCUUACAUUUGUUAGCUUAAACUUAGGAUUUUAGCUUUAGGCUUAUUCGUAGGCAUAGGUACAGGCUGUGGCUGUGGUUGUAGCCCUGGCUCCGGCUUCGGAUCUGUAUCUAGCUGAGGCUCAGGCUUAGGCUCAAUCUCAGGCUUAGGCUCAGGCUCAGACUCAGACUCAACCUCAGACUCAAACUCAAGCUCAAGUUCAGGCUGUGGCUUCGGCUCAGGCUCAGCCUCAGGCUCAGGCUCAGGCUCAGGCUCCGGCACCGGAUCUGGCUCUGGCUCUGGCCUUGGCUCUGGCCUUGGCUCUGGCUCAGGCUCAGGCUCAGGCUCCGGCUCCGGCUCUGGCUCUGGCUCUGGCCUUGGCUCUGGCUCAGACUCAAACUCAACUUCAGACUCAGACUCAAGCUCAAGUUCAAGCUCUGGGUUUGGCUCCGGCUCAGGCUCCGGCUUAUGCUUAA
This is a messenger RNA of Bursaphelenchus okinawaensis, 3573 nucleotides long. NCBI's taxonomy places the organism in Eukaryota, Metazoa, Nematoda, Chromadorea, Rhabditida, Aphelenchoididae. The record is from the annotation of a GenBank genome assembly.